GAACAAUCGGGUCUGCGAUUUAAAUGUGCAAAGAGCCAAAUGAUUGAAGAUUUAACCCGGGAUUCUAGCUUUAACAGCCAGUGCGCUGGUUUCUUGAGCUGUCUGGAACUCGCCAGGGUCACCAACGCAAGAGCUCAGCAUGGAUUGAUGGGGAAAUUGACCUAGGCUGGAAAGCCAAUAAAUACUGAACCAGGACAGUUCCUUCCGAGGUUAAGGCUUUUGCUCACAGGACUUCUUCUGAGAGUGCAGCUUUCAAGGCUUUGGAGGUGAUUUUCAAGUCUUUGGAGGACAUUACUGCUACCUUGGAUUUUUUUGACUUUGAUUUGCAUUUCCUGCUUUUAGUCUUCAUAGCAGCAUGGAAACAACUUAUGCAACCUUUUUUUAAAAUUAGCUUUCAUGAUGAUACGCGUCCUUGGCAAGGUGGACACGCAUCUUUUAUGCCACAUGAAAACUAAGCUGUGACCAGUUCCAUCACCCCAUGUUCCCCACUCAACGUUCAAAAUACUGAAGCUGAAGUGCUCUGACCCCUGUGUUUGCAGCAUGGCUGGUGAAAGGCUGCUAGCUUUCAGUUGUGGAGACUGCAGAUGUCCUUGCAGGAUGCCCCCUAGCAGUUCUGGCACCAGAUUGAACCAUCUCAACAUGGGUGAAAGCAGUCUUACUGGCUGGCAACAACAAGCAUUGGCUCCAGGUUCUACUCAAAACCAUGGACAACGUUGGAACUAAACGUAAACAAAGGAAAGAAUUGCUUAUCCGCCCCUGAAGGACAGAAGACCUCAAGUGAGACAAAAUGUCACAGUCAAGACUUGCCCUUGGAUUGAUUGUGCUGGGUGUUGUCGCUUUUGUCAGUCCUGGUUUAGCUGUCCUUUCUCAGCGAUUGAAAGGUCGAUUUCAGCGAGACCGCAGGAAUAUCAGACCAAACAUUAUCCUCAUUUACACAGAUGACCAGGAUGUGGAACUUGGAUCUUUGGAAGUGAUGAACAAGACCAGGAAGAUCAUGGAGCAAGGAGGAGCCCACUUCACAAAUGCGUUUGUGACAACACCCAUGUGCUGCCCUUCAAGAUCUUCUAUGUUGACAGGGAAAUAUGUCCACAACCACAAUACCUACACGAACAAUGAGAACUGCUCAUCCUCCUCCUGGCAGGCCACACAUGAACAGCGGACAUUUGCCGUGUACCUGAACAGCACUGGUUAUAGGACAGCUUUCUUUGGAAAGUAUCUGAAUGAGUACAAUGGCAGCUACAUUCCACCUGGUUGGCGUGAGUGGGUUGGAUUAGUAAAGAAUUCUCGGUUUUACAAUUACACACUCAAUAGAAAUGGUGUAAAGGAGAAGCAUGGAUUUGACUACUCAAAGGAUUACCUGACAGAUUUGAUGACAAAUGACAGCAUCAAUUACUUUAAAUUAUCCAAGAAGAUUUAUCCACACAGACCGGUUAUGCUGUUGCUCAGUCAUGCAGCACCCCAUGGCCCUGAGGACUCGGCUCCACAAUUCUCCAACCUCUUCCCCAAUGCUUCCCAGCACAUCACCCCCAGCUAUAAUUAUGCACCCAAUCCAGACAAGCACUGGAUCAUGAGAUAUACUGGCCCAAUGAAGCCCAUCCACAUGGAGUUCACUAACAUGCUACAGAGGAAGCGGCUGCAAACUUUAAUGUCCGUGGAUGAAUCAAUGGAAAAGCUCUAUAACAUGCUUGUUGAAACAGGAGAGGUGGACAAUACGUACAUCAUUUACACAGCAGACCACGGCUAUCACAUUGGACAGUUUGGGCUUGUGAAAGGAAAAUCAAUGCCAUAUGAGAUUGACAUCCGAGUGCCAUUUUUCAUGCGAGGUCCAAAUGUGGAGCCAGGAUCAAUCAUUCCUCAACUUGUUUUAAACAUUGACCUGGCUCCAACAAUUUUAGACAUUGCAGGCCUAGACAUUCCAGCUGACAUGGAUGGCAAAUCUAUUCUGAAGCUUCUAGACACUGAAAAACCUGUCAACAGGUUCAACUCGAACAAGAAGACAAAGGUUUGGCGAGAUUCUUUUCUUGUGGAAAGAGGUAAACUACUGCAUAAGAGGGACGAGAGUAAGAACACUCAAGAGGAAAAUUUUCUACCUAAAUAUGAAAGAGUGAAAGAUCUUUGCCAGAAGGCGGAAUAUCAGACAUCUUGUGAGCAAUUUGGCCAGAAAUGGCAGUGUGUGGAGGACUCCACAGGAAAGCUUCGACUUCACAAGUGCAAAGGAAUGGCCAUCACAGCAGCUUCUGACAAGAAGAGAUCCAGCCGUUUCCAGUCCAAGUACUACAAUACUGAUGGAGGAGAUUGCGAUUGUGAAGAAAAUGGAUCCAAAAUGAGCCCAGGACCGCGACAGAAACAGACACUUUUCUCCAAGCGAAAAUUUAAGCAAAGCUACAUAAGGAAUAGGUCAAUUCGUUCAGUAUCCAUUGAACUUGAGGGAGAAGUUUAUGACCUGGAUCUGGAUGAGGGAUUUGACCCAGUUGUGUCAAAGAACAUCACUAAGCGACAUGAUGUAGCUGAUGAGGAAGAAGAGAACAUGGGUGAAAGCAGUGGCACUGGCAAUAGUAAUGAAUUAAUUGUACCCAGUUCAAUUAAAGUGACACAUAAGUGCUACAUAUUGGCCAACGAGACCGUUCAGUGUGACCGAGAUCUGUACAAAUCACUCCAAGCAUGGAAGGAUCACAAAUUACACAUUGACCAUGAGAUCGAAACCCUCCAAACUAAAAUAAAGAAUUUACGAGAGGUCAGGGGUCACUUGAAGAAAAAAAGACCUGAAGAAUGUGACUGUUCAAGGAUGAGUUUUCCCUCUAAACAUAAGGGAAUGAAAGGAAAGCUCAAGCACAAAGGAGCUAAUCAUCCCUUCAAGAAAGGAAACCAGGAUAAAAAUGAAAAUGUCUGGAUGUUUAAGGAUGAGAGAAAAAGGAAGAAGUUGCGUAAAAUGCUGAAGAGGCUGAGAAACAAUGAUACAUGCAGUAUGCCCGGUCUCACCUGUUUUACACAUGACAACCAGCACUGGCAGACACCACCGUUUUGGACACUGGGACCAUUCUGUGCUUGCACCAGUGCAAAUAACAACACUUACUGGUGUUUGAGGACCUACAAUGAGACCCACAACUUCCUGUUCUGUGAGUUUGCCACUGGUUUCCUGGAGUACUUUGACCUUAACACAGACCCUUACCAGCUAAUGAAUGCAGUGAACACAUUAGAUCGAGAUGUUUUGAACCAGUUACAUGUACAGCUUAUGGAAUUACGAACUUGCAGUGGUUUUAAACAGUGUAACCCACGGACCAGGAAUAUGAACACAGGAGGAAAAGAUGAAGAAAACUUCAAUCAGUACAGGCAAUAUCAGCGUCGGAAAUGGCCCAAAACGAAGAGACCAAACACCAAGUCCCUAGGACAACUUUGGGAAGGAUGGGAAGGCUAGACUUCUGGAAAAGACUGACUUCUUCAGCAGCAUUAACUGGCAACAACUUGAAGCUUUGUACAGACAGGGUGAAAACCUGUAAGAUUAUUGACUGAAUUUCAAUUUUAGCCUUGAAGACUGAAUAAACUAAGGGGCUGAUGUAGAUAGAAUGUUUGCACUGUUGGGGAAUUUUAAUAGAUAAGUAAACUAUAAGGAUCACUUAUGUAAAUGAGGGUGGAGAGCCUCUUCCACUGGUUAUUAGACUUACUGUAACUCAAAGCAAUGCCUCACUUUGUUCACAAGCCAUCAUUUUGGAAUGCAGCCCUCUUGAAAUACAGGAACUGACUGAUCCUAGCAGAGGAGCAAAGUGCAUUUUUAGUGAAGCACCUGGAUUACAGAACAUUUUCAUUACCAAUGCAAGUUUUAAUUUGUUGAUAAAGAACUCAUGCAAGAUUCAGCCACUUCCAGUGAGUUUGGAAAAUAAAAAAGUGAGGUGAAAGAAAAUUUGUAAUACUGGAUCAGAAAUCAGAAUCAAUGCGAGAGAAAUAACUGCAAAAGAAUGUAAUUGGAAGGGAUGAAUUGACUGGUGAAGAUCUUAUAGAAUAAAGCCUUGUUUGAAAUGAAA
Molecule: messenger RNA, 4019 nt
Organism: Carcharodon carcharias (great white shark)
Lineage: Eukaryota; Metazoa; Chordata; Chondrichthyes; Lamniformes; Lamnidae
Product: extracellular sulfatase Sulf-2-like
Exons: 23
Coding region: 788-3415 (875 amino acids)
Cellular component (GO): plasma membrane; cell surface; Golgi apparatus
Molecular function (GO): N-acetylglucosamine-6-sulfatase activity; glycosaminoglycan binding; calcium ion binding
Source: RefSeq, a predicted model, not a curated record